GACAUGUAUUCCUCUGAGAAUCCUUGGACAGCAGAUUUUGGUUUAAUAUCCGAUUGGGACAACAUACAGAGACAUUUCCAGUCAUGAAUUCGGAUCAGGAUGUAGCACUCAAACUUGCCCAGGAGCGAGCUGAAAUAGUUGCUAAAUAUGACAGAGGACGAGAAGGCGCAGAGAUCGAGCCCUGGGAAGAUGCUGAUUACCUUGUUUACAAAGUCACAGAUAGAUUUGGCUUUUUACAUGAGGAGGAGCUCCCAUAUCAUAAUGCAGCUAUGGAACGGCAAAAGCACCUGGAAAUUGAAAGAACUACUAAAUGGUUGAAAAUGCUAAAAGGAUGGGAAAAAUAUAAGAACACUGAAAAGUUUCAUAGGAGAAUUUACAAAGGGGUCCCACUCCAGCUCCGAGGUGAAGUCUGGGCCCUGCUUCUUGAGAUCCCUAAAAUGAAAGAAGAAACAAGGGACCUUUAUAGUAAAUUAAAACACAGAGCACGGGGCUGUUCACCUGAUAUCAGACAAAUAGACCUUGAUGUCAACCGUACAUUUAGGGACCAUAUUAUGUUUAGAGACAGAUACGGUGUUAAGCAACAAUCUCUAUUCCAUGUUCUUGCUGCAUAUUCUAUUUAUAAUACGGAAGUUGGAUAUUGUCAGGGGAUGAGCCAGAUCACGGCUUUGCUCCUUAUGUAUAUGAAUGAAGAAGACGCCUUCUGGGCCCUGGUCAAACUCUUCUCAGGCCCCAAACACGCCAUGCAUGGCUUUUUUGUCCAUGGUUUUCCUAAACUCUUGAGGUUUCAAGAACAUCAUGAAAAAAUACUGAAUAAAUUUCUGUCCAAGCUUAAGCAGCACUUGGACUCUCAAGAAAUCUUCACAAGUUUUUACACAAUGAAAUGGUUUUUUCAGUGUUUUCUUGAUCGUACUCCCUUUACACUAAACCUCAGAAUAUGGGAUAUCUACAUCUUUGAAGGAGAACGAGUUCUUACUGCUAUGUCUUACACAAUCUUAAAAUUACACAAAAAACAUCUAAUGAAACUGUCUAUGGAAGAACUCGUAGAGUUUCUUCAGGAGACCUUGGCAAAGGACUUUUUCUUUGAAGAUGAUUUUGUAAUAGAGCAACUUCAGAUUUCUAUGGCAGAACUAAAGCGGGCAAAAUUAGACCUUCCAGAACCUGGUAAAGAGGAUGAAUUUCCGAAGAAGCCUUUGGGGCAGCUUCCACCUGAAUCUCAGCCUGCCGGCAUUAGUCAGCUGAGCAAUGGACAGAGUGUUGGCAGGUCCAGUCCCCACAGGAUCAGCAGAAGGGAGAGUGGCUCAUCGCCUCACAAAAAACCUGAGCAUUCCCCUCACCAUCAGAGCAGACUUGGGACACCGGAAAGAGUGAGGCAGCAGAGACGGAAGUCGGUGGAUGAGGACAGUAAAAAGCUUAAAGAGGAGGCAGAUUUUCAAAGAAAACCUCCGUUAGGUCCACAAGACAACGCCAGGCAAUAUGAUCACGCAGCUGCUAACCAAAAUAGCAAUGCCACUUCAAAUAUCAGGAAGGAAUUUGUGCCCAAAUGGAAUAAGCCGUCAGAUGUUUCCGCUGUUGAAAAAACCGCCAAAUAUGCUGGUGAAGGCAAAAGUAGGGCCCGUCCCGCGUGUACAGGCGCCGCCCCGAGCUCUGCUGAGCCUCGGGCGUCCAGCGCACGGCCGACGGGGCGGGUCUGGGACGCCGAGGAGGGGAAGCGGGGCUCCAACGCGUCACAGUAUGAUAACGUUCCUGAAAGUGAAAACGGCGCUUCUGUCGAAGAGGCGCUAGAACGGGCUUACUCUCAGAGUCCGAGGAAUAUUGUUUACACUCAUAGUCCAAGAAAACAUGCUGAGCCAAGUUCUAGUCCUUCAAAAGUAUCAAACAAGUUUACUUUUAAAGUACUGCCUCCAAGUUAUGCAAAAUAUCCGUCUCACUUAGAUGGGGACGACCUCGGGCCGGUGCACCUGCCAUCUUACAAUAACCCCCCUGUUUACCGGGGGAAUUCUCCCAAACACACCCCUGCUGCCAACAGCAGCUUUGUGUUUCCACAGUUUAGCCAUGGGGCUCAAAUGAAUCCUUCCAGGAGACCCCAUGGUUCCACUCUUUCCAUCAAUGUUUCUCCAGAGAAAUCUCACAGCCGCCCAAACCCUGUUGUCCUACCAUCUAGUCGAAUAGAAGUGCUUCCCGUUGAUAUUGGUGCUGGGGGAUAUUUGGUCAACUCAGGGUCACCAAAGAAUGGAAAAUUUAUCAUUCCUCCAGUGGACUAUUUGCCAGACAACAGAAAGUGGUCGGAAGUCAGUUACACGUACAGGCCUGAGACGCACGAGCAGUCAUGGACUCGAGAUGCUAACCGCAGCCACUUAAGCAACUUACCCAAAUACCCCGCCUUCCAGCACAUGCCCUUUGAGGACCAUAGCCUCCCCACAGUCUCCAUCGAUGGUCCAGUGCGGUAUCGAACUUCCCCAGCCUUAGAAGAUGCCGGUUCAUCGGGGUAUCCAUAUCCAGGGCCCUCAGCUCCAGCUUAUCACUACAGAAAUCGGGAUGGACUUUCUGUUCAAGAAUCAGUAUUGCUGUGAGAAUUUAUCCAUACUUGCCCAAGACGAGAGAAUAGAAACCAUAUGAAACCUACAUUGCUAUGUUUAUAAUUGCCAAAGCAGUAUUUUAUACCGUUGUAAACAACUCGCGCAAUUCUAAUGUAUGUUAGUAAUAAGAAUAGGAGGAAGCGUUUUCAUCCCCACGUAGACGCUGCUUAAGAUGAACAUCUUAAAUUGCAUCAACACUGAACCUGUUAAAAAGAAUUGACCGUGGAAACAUAGCAAUAGCAUUUAGGGGUGCACGCACAAUAAUAAUUCAUUAUUCAGUUAUACUUAACAGCUUUCUCCAAAACCUGAACAUUUUUACUCUGUCAGCCCAUUCUAUUUUGAGUAAUGUUACAAAGCACUGAAAAACUGUGUAGAGUAGAUAUUUUUAAGGCUAUAUGUAGUGUAUGUGUCUUUUAGUAGAUACUGCAGGCAUCUAUGCAUAUACAUUUGAACUCUGAACUAAAGAAAAUUUUUAAAAAAUGACUUUUAAUCUAGAUCCAUGAAAUAAUUUAUUAUUCUUUUCUUUAACUGGUCUUUCAGUCAAGUUCCCCACCCCUCCUUACCCCCCCUCAUAUUUUUAACCCAGAUCCAAAACUGACUUAAGGGUUGGUUUGCCCUGAAUUCAAAUGAAUUCAAAUUUCACAGAAUACUCACCUUCUCAUUCAGUUGCCGCCAUUUUCUUUCAAUCUGAAAAUUUAAAGGCAGUGGAAGGAAAGGCCAACCACUUAAUGGGGCUGAAAAACCGUGCAGUUUCAGUUAAGUGUCUGGCCACCUGUGUCCCGGGCAGUCAGCGCCUCUGUGCCCUGCGCCAGAUGCAGAGGAAGCACUGUGGUGCAGCCCUCCCGUGGGCACCAGCAGGAGGAGCUAGCUGUGAGUUACUGCUCAUCAAGCACUUUUGGCAGCUGUGGAGCAAACUCCUUGGAGAGUCCUUUCAAAGCAGGAUCAACAAUGAGGUCACUUCUUCUGCCCCUCAGUAUAGUGCAGGGCCUCCUACGGAGGGCCAGGUUCAUUUCCAAAUCUUUUUCAGGCACCAGUCCUUUAAAGAAUGUAGUCAAUGGAAAUUGCUGUGCUUAGGCCAUUAAAUAAUCAGUGUGUAAAAUUGUAAAAUGAUCCUAAUUAUUAAUAGGAACCUAAGGUUUUGGUCCUUUUUUUUUUUUUAUAGUGUGACUUUCAUACUUGCAGAAAUCUUUUUUUCGGUGACAAAAAUUCAGGUUCAUGUUAAAAAUGAACAAUGUCUUUUACAAUACUCUGUUACACUA
Messenger RNA from Hipposideros armiger (great roundleaf bat), 3835 nucleotides. RefSeq names its product USP6 N-terminal like (gene USP6NL). The coding region runs from base 84 to 2570 and encodes 828 amino acids. The transcript is spliced from 14 exons. Gene Ontology annotation, biological process: regulation of GTPase activity. Gene Ontology annotation, molecular function: small GTPase binding; GTPase activator activity. Lineage: Eukaryota; Metazoa; Chordata; Mammalia; Chiroptera; Hipposideridae. The record is from RefSeq and is a predicted model, not a curated record.